GCAAAGGAAGCACCAGUGGCGCAAGACGACCCGAUGAGCCCGAUGUUGUCCGCCUGUCCACUGCAGCGAGGCGUCGCAUCAUUACGUACUAUACCAUAACUGCGAUCCAUCAUAAAAUCCAUACAUCCGGGCAACUGCCCUCCACUGAGCUUUACGUGAUGGACAGACAGCCCCGUUCAAUGUUGAACUGUGGACGCCGAGUGGUCCUGGCAUGACGUACAGUUAGUGGACCCCAAUGACCAGACCAAACAAGCAGGCGUCCUUCCCUCUUGUUGUCUUGGGAGGUUUGGGGGAUAUAAGUAGAAGCAAGUAGCCGCAGUUCAGGUUGUCUUUGUCUUAUUCCGCAUUCAUCUUGAACAAGAGCGUUCACAGCAUCAUCAAACAUCAGUACUACAAGCAUCUGUUUAUGUGCAAUACUCCAGGAUUCAGAUUCCCACCAAACAUACAGUUUCAGCAACACCCCAGCAGCAGAACAUCUAGCAACAUGAACUCCAACGUCGGAAACGCCCAGGUCUACGAGGCCGGAGACCAGCGCAACCCGAAGCAGUCCGAGAUCGAGACCCCCGACCGCUACAACGAGGGCCAGGCUCAUGCCCACAGCAACAUGGACUCCAAGGACGAGAGGUCAAUCAAGAACCGUCUGGCCGCAGCAGAGGCCGCCGACGACUCGCAUCAGGACAGCAGAGAGACACAGUUGCACAAGAAGGACCCAACACUCCCCGCAAAGGAUCACGGCAACGAGCCAUCCCGAGGUGCCAAGAUCGAUGCAGAGAUCCAGGCAGAAGAAGAGGAGAUCCUAAAGAAGAAGGGCGCGAGCUUGCCAGGGCAAAAAUGGUAGAUCAAGACGAGGGAAAUUGACAAUUGUUUGUUUUGUUUUGGGUAGGACACGAGCAACAACUAGGCAUUGUUAUCAUUAGGGGCAUCGCCAGCAUUGGGAUAGGUAUUGCGGCAGGUAAUACAACGAACAGCGUUUUGUUAAAUGAACAACACCUUUCACGAUUCAAGGUGGCAUUUUUCGCGUUGCCUUUUUGAAACACGGGGCUAGUAAUCGUUAGGGAUUUUAUGUUGUCUGAACGGCAAGGGCUGCGUAGUCGUUCAAGGAGCGUAUAUCUCUUCGUGUUUAUGCAUAUUGUCGUGUUAUUCUCAACUUUU
Molecule: messenger RNA, 1152 nt
Organism: Neurospora crassa OR74A
Lineage: Eukaryota; Fungi; Ascomycota; Sordariomycetes; Sordariales; Sordariaceae
Exons: 2
Coding region: 407-838 (143 amino acids)
Source: RefSeq, a predicted model, not a curated record